AUGCCGUCACCAGGGCCGCCCCUACCGUCUGCAACCGCAGCGGAGUCGGUCGCGUCCAUCCACGCGAUACUCGCGAAUAACAACAAGGUGCCGCAUAUGAACGGUCAGCCGCCUCCUUGGAACCACCAUCACGCGUCGAUCCCUCAUCAGGGUCAUAGCGGCGUAGGCCAGCCAGCUCUACAGUCUUCAUUGGGGAAACGCAAGGCGGACUCUUCGGACGGUAGCGACGAUACGCACGCGAAGAUUCGGCGUGUCGUCAAAGAACAUGUUUCGCAAGAUCCUGCUCGUGUCAUGCCUAUGACCACCGUGGUAUGCUUGCAUGCGGCCGUCGCUCAGAAGUCGUAUGGUAGCGAGAAACGCUUUCUCUGCCCGCCGCCCUUGGUGCACAUUGAAGGUCCUGUAUGGCACAUGCGUUCGCAGCAACUGUCUAUGGCUGUCGUGUCGGAACAGGGGGAACGCUCCUUUGAGCAGAAGGCGCCUCUUGACAACAACAUGACCGCUAGUUUCAAGUUCCUCCAUGUCACCGGCACUGCGAAGGCUAAGAGCUUCCAGCUCUCGCUCGACAUCUCCGAGCCUGCGCACGGUUUAGAAGCGGAACAGUCCACUCCUGGUCGCAUUUGGGCAACUUUUGAAUCCGCCCCGGUGACCAUCAUAUCCAAGCCGUCGAAGAAGACGGCCAAGACGCGUAACAUCUCUUCCUGUAUCUUGGCCGGGGGGCCUGUCUCCUUAUUCAACCGUAUCAACUCCCAAACUGUGCGCACCAAGUAUAUGACCAUCGACCACGCGCAAUUGUGCGCCAGCAACGUCACCUGGUCUGCGUUUACGGUCAACGUCGUUCGCCGCCAGACCGAGGACAAUUCCUACGCUAAUCCUCAACCAGUCACGUAUGGCGCGGAAAUCGUUUUGACCGAUACCAAUUCGGGCAUAUCCACCUCCCCUCUCUUCAUCCGGAAGGUGGACAAAGGAAAGAUUGUCCCUGAGGACGGCGGUCCCGUCAGCCAGAUGCAGAAGAUAGCUUUACAAAGAAUCAAUCCAGACGGCACCAGGCACUACCUUUCAGCGGCGGGCCCGAUGCCCGGCACGCCUGGCGUCGUCGCUCCUCCUGCCCCCGGGAUGUCGCAGCAAGCGGGCUCUCACCCCCUGUUGUUCCAGUCGCCUCGCAUUCGGGACGAGGUCAAGGAUGGUAUUCGGCAAGUCACCGAUGAAGUCGAUGACUACCUCUGCUGGACUAUCGUGGGGAUUUCUAAGUUUCAGUACACAUUCUUCGACGCCUUCGGCCGUACCGGCGGUAUCCCGGAACUACCGAUUACGCCAUUCCCUACCCUCUUCACGGCGCCGCUCUAUCGCCCACCUAACAACAGUUUGGAAUUGACGGUUACGCACUUUUUCUACGAGGACCCAAAAACCAGGCAAUCAAAUUCCUUGGAGGUUUACCUUGGGAGCCUAGGACCUCUCAAUCAAAGAGCGUAUCAAGCUUCACCCGCAGUGGAUCAUCAUGGCCGUGCAAUCGCCCCUGGACCACCUCGCUACUCUCCAGGUGGUCCUUUGCAUAGCAUUGUUAUCGUCGAGAUGCCGCCAAUAGCGGAUAUUAUCAAGGCGUUGCAGGAGGACACCAUACCCCAAAGCGACGAUUCCAACGAGUCAUCUCCCGACAAGUCCACACCUGCUCCCGAUGGUUCUCGUCCACCCCCUGCGUCUCUCGCUGGUCGUACCUUACCGAUACUUUUCAUACGGGCGUGCGAUGGCGUUGGAUACCAUUCGGGGAGGACAAUCGCCUUGGAGAAUGUCUUCUCCAGUAUGGACCUAGCUGGCAUGGGCGGCAACCCGGGCGGUCCCGCCGACGCUGGGUGGCUGGCAGCCGCUCAGGCAGCGGUGGCGGAAGGCGGCUUGCAGGGCUGGACCCUGCGAGUGUUGUGA
Messenger RNA from Punctularia strigosozonata HHB-11173 SS5, 1917 nucleotides. RefSeq lists its product as uncharacterized. The record is from RefSeq and is a predicted model, not a curated record. The coding region runs from base 1 to 1917 and encodes 638 amino acids. Gene Ontology annotation, biological process: regulation of transcription by RNA polymerase II. Gene Ontology annotation, cellular component: nucleus. The transcript is spliced from 5 exons. Gene Ontology annotation, molecular function: RNA polymerase II cis-regulatory region sequence-specific DNA binding; DNA-binding transcription activator activity, RNA polymerase II-specific. NCBI's taxonomy places the organism in Eukaryota, Fungi, Basidiomycota, Agaricomycetes, Corticiales, Punctulariaceae.